AUGAUUUUAAUUAUUACAGUUAGUAUCAUAUUAAACACGUUAUUUUGUUGCUUCGCCGAUUUAGUAGAAACGUAUGAUAACGCGACACAAAAAACGUUUGUUUACAAUAUAUAUAAUUAUGAUACUUUGAUUGAGAUAUCAGUAAUUAACUCAACAACACAUAUACUUGAUUUUUAUGAGGAAAAUGAUUUGUACUCAGGUUAUCCCACCCGAGUGCAUGUUGGGACCAAUGACUCCAUUAGGGGUGACAAUCCUUUAUUUGUGACUGCCGCACAGCAAAAAAGCAUUUCAUCAUGGGAGUUACCAUUGACUCUGACAACAAACCAUGGAAAUUUAGAGUUUGAUGACAUGGCUAGAACCCUUUGUCCUCAUGAUGCUGGUCCAAAUAUUACAUCACAAAGUCGACCAACUUUGACGCUAGCCACCAGUAGCCCUAAGGAGAUCAAUGUGAAAAUAAAACUUCGUAGAGUGAAUGAUUUCUACCUAGAAAUAAAUAAGGAUGUCCCCCUUAAUGUGACUCCUAGUAGUCCAAAAUAUUAUUAUUUCUCUUUUGAUAAAGACCCAUGGAAUGUUUCUAGUCUACAAAAAGGCUUUUUACCGAGAUUCAACUACACAAUACCCAAAAGUGUACUAUUGACAAUUGACUCAGAAGAUGACGUGUGUGCUGUAGUCUCCAUACAAAAUAAUUCGUGCCCAAUUUUUGACAACGAAAAGGACGUUAUGUACCAGGGUUACCACUUUACCAUGACCACAAGGGGUGGUAUUACUGUGACGCAAUCGAUGUUUCCCAACGGUUUUUACGUGGUGUUCAUUGUGAAAGAGAGCGACGAGGAAUGUACUGGUGUGAGCGAGAUAGAUGACGUCACUCUCUUCCGACCUAAGGGCAGGGUGAAGACAUUUAGGCUUAAAGUUAUCGCAGCUGCUUCGACAAGUGAAUUCCUACUUGGCGCAUUGGCCUCUCUCGCUCUGAUACUCUUGGUGACUGCGCUCGCGCCGCUGGGGAACUUAUUAACGUGUCGACAUGAAGAGUUGAUACUAAUCGAAGAAACUGCCGUGCCUUCCACGUCUCGCGAGAGCGAUGAAGCAGAACCGAUGGUGAGGAACAGUGAUGAUUCUGAAUCUGACAUAGAUGUAGAAGUGAAGUCUCUGCCGAUGCCGCUUAAUGUGGCUGGUCUCAGCCGGCGAAGUGGUACUCACAGUAACAGGUCUAACAGAUAUUUUUGGAGUGCGCUGACCGUGGCUGUCGUGUACGCGUUACCGGUUGUCCAGUUGCUGUCUACCUAUCAAAGGAUGGUGUUCUCAACGGGAGACCAAGACGUGUGUUACUACAACUUCUUGUGCGCCCACCCCCUGGGACCGCUGGCUGAUUUCAAUCAUGUCUACUCCAAUUUGGGAUACAUCAUUUUGGGCAUAGCUUUCAUGGUACAGGCGAGAUGCCGACAUGCGAAGGUUGGGGAAAGUCAGGAGUUGGGUAUACCUCAGCAUUUGGGCCUGUUCUACUCCAUGGGUCUGGCGCUCGCUAUGGAAGGUCUUCUAUCGGCCUGCUAUCAUCUCUGCCCCAAUAAAAUGAAUUUCCAGUUUGACUCGUCCUUCAUGUACGUAAUAGCUGUGCUAUGUAUAGUGAAACUCUACCAGUCGCGACAUCCGGACGUCAAUGCCAGUGCGCACGCUACUUUUAUGCUACUUGCGCUACUCAUGGCUAUUGGUUUCUUCGGUAUAAUGUACCCGAGCGUGUACUUCUGGGUGUUCUUCACGAUCAUGCAUCUGUUCGUGUGUUUUGUCUUCACUUUCAAGAUAUACUAUGUUGGCAGGUUUAAAAUGGAGCGUACAAUCGUGCCAGGAGCUUGGCGCAGUAUCAGACAGCACGGCUGGUCCGCUUUCAAACCGAACUACACUGCGCGUGCGGUUCUACUCGCCAUAGCCAAUAUGGCGAACAUCGCUCUAGCUGCUUAUGGCCUUUACGAGCACAACAAAGAUUUCGCUCGUCACUUACUAGCGAUUCUAAUGGGCAACGCGAUUCUAUAUAACUUCGGUUAUGUGGUUAUGAAGCUGGUGCAUAGGGAGCACAUACCGGCUGCAGCUUGGCUGUGGCUUGGCUUGGCUCACGUGGUGUGGGGCGUGGCUGCGUACCUUUUCUUAAGUUCGCGGACAAAGUGGUCGCAAACGCCAGCGCAGUCUCGUCAACACAACGCCUUGUGCGACGCAAUGGGCGUGUUCGAUACACACGACCUCUGGCACCUUGCCUCGGCAGCAGCCAUGUUCUUCUCAUUCAACGCACUACUUAUUUUAGACGAGCCACUAGACAAAACGCCAAGGAACCUCAUACCAGUGUUUUAG
Molecule: messenger RNA, 2337 nt
Organism: Leptosia nina
Lineage: Eukaryota; Metazoa; Arthropoda; Insecta; Lepidoptera; Pieridae
Source: the annotation of a GenBank genome assembly